This is a messenger RNA of Dentiscutata erythropus, 953 nucleotides long. The record is from the annotation of a GenBank genome assembly. Lineage: Eukaryota; Fungi; Glomeromycota; Glomeromycetes; Diversisporales; Gigasporaceae.
GUCUAGGUGCCAUAUUGGCUCAGAAGGAUAUAGAUAACUAUGAGCACAUCAUAGCCUAUACUAGUAGGACCUUGGGUCCUGCCGAAGUCAACUACUCACCUACGGAAAUAGAAUGCUUAGCAGCCAUUUGGGGAAUGGAGUAUUUUAGGCCAUAUAUAUAUAUGCGUUUUUUUGAAUUAGUUACUGACCAUUCAGCUCUCCAAUGGUUACUUAAUCAACCCAACCCAAAUAAAAGGAUAUAUCGAUGGAUCGCUAGGAUUGCUGAUUACCCCUAUAAGACAGAUGUCUUGAAUCCUUCUAAUAACAAAAUUGCACUAUUAAAUUUACAAAAAAAAAUAGACCCCAAACAAUACUCGGACAUUUUAGCUUAUCUAACAACACUUUUGGCACUCCUGCACUUAACUACAACCCAACAAAAACAAUUUAAGCAAAAAGCAAGUCAAUUUAUACAAAUAAAUCAACAAUUAUAUAAAAGAAAUAAUAAAAAGGAUACUCAAUCUACUCCCCUCAAGGAACCUACAACAAGGCCAGAGAUCAAACUGCAAGAAGGUAACCAAAAAGACAACCCAGACCACCCAUACGACCUACAAGUUCAAAGCCACAUUGACUAUAUUACAGAAAGAUUACAACAAGUACAAAUGGAAGCAAGCAAAAAUAUCAAACUAGGCCAAAAGAAACAAAAAAAGAGAUACGACAAGCAAGUAAAGGAUACAAAGCAACAAUCAGCUCGUAACCACCUCGUUGAAAAUGUCAUCGAUUACUACUCGCUUGAGAAACAGACUCCUUUAAGAUUCUUACCACCUUACAACACAAACGACCUUUGGGAGACGGCUCUAAGUAAAGUAGUUUAUAAGUGUCAAGAAGCCAUGAAAGACAAACAUCGCAUUCGAUUAUUAGCAAAUUCAUACUAUCUAGGCAAAUUGCUAAAAAUCGAAAAUGGCCGAGCUAAGUAG